AUGAAAAGCCUGUUGAGCAUGUGUGAAAAACAAACCUAUGUCAAGCCAAAUGGAAUCCUGGGACCUCCACAUAUGUGCAGUAAUACAUGCCUUUAUGCUUUUGCAGGUACGCACAAUGCUAUAGCUCCUGUGGUACCAACUGCAGAUACUGAUUCUCCAUCACUCUGCAAAUCAAAUUCACCCCUUUUAGGGGCACACAAACAGAAUGAAGAUCGCCUCUUGGCUGACGUGAGAAGGUUGUCUCCACACCGGGGUGCACCCACCGUCCCACACCUCACAGCGCAGACCGGCAGCCACCCGUGGAAGCCUGGCCGUCUCCAUGCCAACUGCGCCCUGGCACCCUCCAGCCCCACGAGCAGUGUCCCAUGUGUCACGUGUGUCCCCACGCUGGCACCCUCGGCCCCCUCGGGAAAGGUUCAUGGAGAGGGGAGCAGAGAGAUGGUGUCUAACCUGGGCAAAUUGGUCAGCGCGUGGAAACCACGGCCACCCAAAACCCGGCCUUCUCUCCUCACUCCUACCCCCUUCUCCUUCCUCCCCGUCCCGCACACCCUGCACCAGCAAAGGGCAGGUUCUGACUUCCACGCCAGCAGCUGUGAACCCCAAAAUCCCCCUGUGCCCCCUCAUGCCACCACUCGGCUUCACGGCAGCCAGAGCCCCGCUUGCUGCUGCCCCCAAGCCGGCUGCUCCCCGGGAAGCAGCAGGGGCCUCACCGGGCAAAGGCGGGCCAGCCCGCGGGACCUCUCCACAGCCCCGUGCCGCGCUCCGGCCGCGGAGGGCGGACACCACCCCACGGGUUCCUUGGAGACGUUUAUUCUCCCAGAACAGUUUUAUGAAGUAUUUCGGUCGAUUGCAUUGUUUUACUGGGACUUAAUCAUGCUCAUAAUGAUGGUCGGAAACCUUGUCAUUAUACCGGUUGGAAUCACAUUCUUCACAGAACAAACAACAACGCCAUGGAUUAUUUUCAAUGUGGCAUCAGACACUGUUUUUCUAUUGGACUUGAUCAUGAAUUUUAGAACUGGGACUGUAAAUGAAGACAGCUCUGAAAUAAUACUGGACCCUAAAAUCAUUAAGAUGAAUUACUUAAAAAGCUGGUUUGUGGUUGACUUCAUCUCAUCAAUACCAGUGGAUUAUAUCUUUCUCAUUGUAGAAAAAGGAAUGGAUUCAGAGGUUUACAAGACAGCAAGAGCACUUCGUAUUGUGAGAUUUACAAAAAUCCUCAGCCUGUUACGUUUAUUACGCCUCUCAAGACUGAUUAGAUACAUACACCAGUGGGAAGAGAUUUUCCACAUGACAUACGAUCUGGCCAGUGCUGUGGUGAGAAUCUUUAAUCUAAUUGGAAUGAUGUUGCUGCUGUGCCAUUGGGAUGGUUGUCUGCAGUUUUUAGUACCAUUGCUCCAAGAUUUCCCACCAGAUUGCUGGGUGUCCCUAAACGGUAUGGUUAACGAUUCCUGGGGAAAGCAGUACUCAUAUGCACUCUUCAAAGCCAUGAGCCAUAUGCUCUGCAUUGGUUAUGGAGCCCGCGCCCCUGUCAGCAUGUCCGACCUCUGGAUAACCAUGUUGAGUAUGAUUGUGGGGGCAACUUGCUAUGCCAUGUUUGUUGGUCACGCCACUGCCCUCAUUCAGUCUCUGGAUUCCUCACGGAGACAAUAUCAAGAAAAGUACAAACAAGUGGAACAGUACAUGUCAUUCCACAAGUUACCUGCCGAAAUGCGCCAGAAGAUCCAUGAUUACUACGAGCACCGCUACCAAGGCAAGAUCUUUGAUGAAGAAAACAUUUUGAAUGAGCUUAAUGAUCCCCUCAGGGAGGAGAUUGUCAACUUCAACUGUCGGAAGCUGGUUGCUACAAUGCCUCUUUUUGCUAACGCAGACCCAAAUUUUGUAACUGCCAUGCUAAGCAAACUGAGAUUUGAGGUGUUCCAACCUGGUGAUUAUAUUAUCCGAGAAGGGGCUGUAGGUAAAAAGAUGUAUUUCAUUCAGCAUGGUGUCGCUGGUGUCAUCACCAAAUCCAAUAAGGAGCUGAAGCUGACAGAUGGCUCUUACUUCGGAGAGAUUUGCCUUUUGACCAAGGGCCGUCGAACUGCCAGUGUACGAGCAGACACAUAUUGUCGUCUGUAUUCCUUAUCGGUGGACAACUUCAACGAGGUUCUGGAAGAGUACCCCAUGAUGAGAAGGGCCUUUGAAACGGUGGCAAUUGAUAGACUUGACAGGAUAGGGAAGAAGAACUCGAUCCUUCUGCAGAAGUUCCAGAAGGACCUCAACACCGGGGUUUUCAACAACCAGGAGAACGAGAUCUUGAAGCAGAUCGUGAAGCACGACAGGGAGAUGGUGCAGACCAUCGCCCCGGUGAGCCUGCAGCAGAUGCCCGCCCUGAACUCCAGCACCUCCAGCUCAUCCUCGCGCGUCAGGACGCAGUCUCCUCCCGUCUACACCACCGGCAGCCUGUCCCACGGAAACCUGCACUCCCCCUCGCCCAGCACCCAGACUCCCCAGCAGGCCGUCAUCCUCUCGCCCUGCUCCUACACCACCGCCGUCUGCAGCCCGCCAGUACAGAGCCCUCUGGCCGGCCGAACUUUCCAGUACGCCUCGCCCACUGCCUCCCAGCUCUCCCUCAUGCAGCAGCAGCAGCAGCCACCACCGCCGCAGGCGCCCCAGCAGCCCCCCGGGGCCGGGCAGAAGAACGAGGUCCACAAGAGCACCCAGGCCCUCCACAACACCAACCUGACCCGGGAGGUGCGUCCCCUCUCCGCCUCGCAGCCUUCCCUGCCCCACGAGAUCUCCACCCUGAUCGCCAGGCCUCACCCCACCGUGGGGGAGUCCCUGGCCUCCCUCCCGCAGCCCGCCCCGGGCCCCGGCGUGCCACCGGCCAGCCGGGCCACUGUCCCCCAGCGGGUCUCUCUCUUCCGACAGAUGUCCUCGGGAGCCAUCCCCCCCAACCGGGGGGCAGCCCCCCCCCCGGCCCCCCUGCAGAGGGAUUCUUCCGCAGUCUUAAGCACAGAGCCCGAGGGAGACAAACCGCGGUUCGCGUCCAACUUGUGAUCCCCGGUAACUGUGAGACUUGUGACGAACCCAGCACCCUCCCCAGAACUGUUUUAGCCCGUUUCCUAAUGUGCCCCAGCAGUCUACUAUGAGAAAAAAAAAAAAAAAACAAAAAACAACUUUAGACAGCUUUGCCC
Molecule: messenger RNA, 3173 nt
Organism: Calidris pugnax (ruff)
Lineage: Eukaryota; Metazoa; Chordata; Aves; Charadriiformes; Scolopacidae
Gene: HCN1
Product: hyperpolarization activated cyclic nucleotide gated potassium channel 1
Exons: 10
Coding region: 1-3036 (1011 amino acids)
Biological process (GO): potassium ion transport; transmembrane transport
Cellular component (GO): membrane
Molecular function (GO): voltage-gated potassium channel activity
Source: RefSeq, a predicted model, not a curated record